AUGGUGCAUGGAUCUUCAGUGUCUUUAAGGAUCCAAGUGCCAUCUAGAUUAAUUGUAGAAUCUCUGAGGCUAAAUUGGGUACCCAAAGCAAUUUUGAGAGUCUUAGCGUCAGACCAAGAACACACUGAGCCGUUCCCAUCAAUUGAAGUGUGUCAUAUGUCAAAACCUUGCUGCAUGAAGGACAACUGUUUUAUCUAUUGGUAUUUAAAUGAUAUUAAGACAUAUACAUAUGAUGAGCUGUAUGAUGCUGACACAACAUCUGUAGAAGCUAAAUACUUUUUGCAGAUCACACAUUUGCUAUUUGAUAAGGUGUAUCCAGAGUUGCAGAGACAACUUUUUGAAGCUAAGCAAAUAUUAGAAGAUCCUAUAAAUAUAGCGUCUGCGCACUUUUUGUAUCCUUUCGUCCCGAUUUCUCCCAACAUGAUCGAAGGUUGGUUUUGCAACGCUUGCUUAUAAACCAAUAAAUCCACCCACCUAACAAUGCAAAUUUUUUUAAUUAAAAGGUUGCUUUAACCAAAAAAAUUUGGCUAAACAGCCCUCCGGUUAUCUCGGGUGACAUCAGGACAUAGUGAGUCAGUAACUAUUGAGAAUAUAUAUAUAUAUAUCAUUAUUUUUUCUAUAUUAAAAAUCCCCAUUUGCUACAAUAUAAAAUAGUUCCUUCGAUAGGAUACUCUGAAAUUCAAGAAUCCCAAUUUUCGUCAAUCCUAAUUCCUGAGAAGUUGUGCUACAAUCAUUUGAUUUUCAUUUCCACCAAAUUCAUCAACAGAAGAGCUUGGGCUAGUAUUAGCUCUAUUUCCUGACUGAAUAUUUGAUUUUUUUGGCUGAAGAAAUUGAAUUUUAUUUCAUUAUUCUUUUCCUCUCCUUAUUGCUUUCUUGAAACAAUUCAUAGGUAA
Molecule: messenger RNA, 893 nt
Organism: Blepharisma stoltei
Lineage: Eukaryota; Ciliophora; Heterotrichea; Heterotrichida; Blepharismidae
Source: the annotation of a GenBank genome assembly